Messenger RNA from Linderina pennispora, 539 nucleotides. RefSeq names its product Prefoldin alpha subunit. Gene Ontology annotation, cellular component: prefoldin complex; cytoplasm. The coding region runs from base 17 to 499 and encodes 160 amino acids. The record is from RefSeq and is a predicted model, not a curated record. Gene Ontology annotation, biological process: regulation of DNA-templated transcription; protein folding. NCBI's taxonomy places the organism in Eukaryota, Fungi, Kickxellomycota, Kickxellomycetes, Kickxellales, Kickxellaceae. The transcript has a single exon.
CCCGCUUUCCACAACCAUGGCCACCGCUAACCCGAAAACGCAGACCAUCAGCCUGGAGGACAUGCCGCUGCCGCAGCUGCACAAGCUCAAGGCGCAGUUUGAGGAGGAGAUCGGCGAGCUGACCACGGCGUUCACGCAGAUGAAGCAGGCACAGGCCACGUUCCGCGAGUGCAAGAGCUGCGUCGAGUCCAUGACCGCUGACAACAUGGACAAGACCAUCAUGGUGCCCCUGACCAACUCGCUGUACGUUCCCGGCAAGCUGAGCAACAUCGACAGCGUCGUAGUCGAUGCAGGCACCGGCUACUACAUCGAAAAGUCGGUCGGUGAUGCGGCCCAGUACUACGACGCCAAGGCCGAGUUUGUGCAAGGCAACGCCAAGAAGAUCCAGGAGACCAUCGAGCAGAAACAGACCAGCUUCCGCGGUCUGCUGGAGAUCAUCCAGUUCAAGAUGACGCAGCAGCAACGUCAGCAGCAACAGCAGCAGGCUGCUUCCAAAUAAUCAUAUCCUAAAUCAAAAAAAAUUAUAUUUGAACUUGGAC